AUGAUAUGUGCACUAUACUUUGCAGAACAGUUUUCCACACUGACUGAUGACGAGGUGUCAGUGUUAUACUGUUUUCUGUGUUCUGACUCCGGUCCUCCUGACUUCACUGACACAGAGUGGCUGGACAUACUUAAUGCGAUACAACGGAUAGUGUGGCGUAAAAAGAAUCCUGUAACACGUGCGGAAGCACAGCAGACUCUGAACAGACUGACGUCACAUGAUAACCUCUGGGAAGAUCAGGACAAGAUAACAAAGGACACAAAGGAUGAGACAAUGUAUAGGAUAGCAUCAAUAGACAGUGGUAUGCCAUUCAUUUGCUGUAGUUAUAACACAGCCAGUGUGUACCUGAGAUCAGACAGAUACAACAGUAAACCUGGAGAGAAGUGUGUCACUAGUCCUGUCUGGGGUCACUUACUGAUACACCGUCUACAGAUGAACAUACUGACUCACGUCACCAUGGAGGACACGAGAAUAUAUGAUGAGAUACACCAGCUAUUAAAUAUCCCAGAAAAUAAAAUCAAGAGCAGUAAAGAUGAACGAGAAGAAUUUCUAACGGUACUACGAAGAGAAGGGGAGGCUGUACAUUACAGAGGAAGAUCACAGGACAGUGUAGAUCACGUGACAUGGCUCCGGAGUGACUUGAGACCUGACAUCGUGAGAUCCUGUAUAGGCCUCCAUCCACACUGGGACCUUUAUAUCAUCGACAACAAAACCUAUGGAAAACCAAGUAAAAUCCUGGGCCAUCCAACGACAGUCAGAUGCCUACUGUAUUGUUUACUUAUAUCUGAUAAAUAUCGGAUUAGUUUCAUUGAACAAUCACACCGAAUCACAAAGGACAAAAUCAGACAGAGGUAUUUCCCUGAUAUAACUGCUGACGGCUCGGUAGAUCUUCCUGAUGAAAUCACAGAAACACGUGACGGUGUGAUAACCUUUAUAUCAGAGGACAUCCGACAUGACGUCAUGUUCGCCUUUGUUAAGGAGUGUCUGGUGGAAGACAGUGAUCUGGAGUUUUUCCUGACCACGGCGUCACGUGACGUGAUCUCAGACUACUGCAGGUCUUGGUGGUAUAAGAGGAGUGAGGGAGAGAGAUGUCUGUAUGUACCGGUCAGUCCGGUGAAGAUGUACGACCUCUUCAUAGACCGUCUACAGCUGGAUAUCAUCACACACUGUACCGUAUCUGACGUGGAGAUUCAUAAGAAGAUCAGUAAACGUUUGAAGAUACCCGAAGAAGUACUUCGUUGGGACAUGGAAGCAAGAAAAAGGUUCGUCAAAAUUUCAAGUCAAGGCAGUGUGAACAUGUGUCGAGCCAGAGGAAUGAUAGUGGGAUGCGCAGGAGCAGGAAAAACGACUCUUCUUAGAAGACUUCAAAGGGAAAACAAAGAAGAAAACAAACAACCAACUGAGACAACCGUCGGUCUUGAUAUCCACGAGGAUUUGUUUGAAAUUAAAGAUGAUACAUUAAUAGAUUUUGAUAAAAAUGGAACCCAAUCAGACAAGACUUCUUACAGCACAAAUGGCAGACAACUUAUAAGUAUGACGGAUUUUGCUGGACAAGUGGCGUAUUACGCGUGUCACCAGAUUUACCUAUCUAGAAGAGCCUUUUAUCUCGUGGUGGUUGACAUGUCCAAAGAUCUGGAGGAGAAAGCUAUGUCAUACGACACUGAUAGACACAACCCCAUAGGAUCUUUAUUUCAUAACUGGACAUUUGCAGACUACUUCGUGUUUUGGCUGCAAUCCAUUAAAACCUACUGCGAGGAUGGGAAGUCUAAGAUGAGUCGAAAUAAUGUAACCAAGGCCACCCCUGUUAUCCUGAUUGCUUCUCAUCAUGACUGUGUCAAGCAGCGGAAGGAAACCACGUCCAGUCAAACUUCAUUCUAUGAUGCGCUAGAGAGAUGCUUGCCUAGUGAACAUACAGUGAAUGAUCAUAUUUCACCCGCACGUUACUACGAGAUUGAAUGUCCAUUUGGCGCAUUGAAUGGACACCAGGAAGAAGCAAUAGAACAAGUCAGAAAUUGUAUUGUUAGUACAGCAAAAAGUCUUCCACAUUGGGGUGAAAAAAUUCCAAACAUAUGGUACAUGUUUGAGCGAUUUGUACAAGAACACAAAGCAAAUAGAAUUAUCAGCAGAUAUAGCCUACGAUUUGAGAAAGAAUUUAAAAUCCUAAAAGAAAAUGAGUUGGAUGAUAUGCUCAGAUACUUUUCAGAGGUGGGCCAGAUUAUAUAUUUCUUGGAAGAGGGUUUGAAACACAACAUAAUAUUAGACGUUGGUUGGUUUGUAGACGCUUUUAAAAAUAUCAUAACUGACCCUACUCACGCACGCUCAGCGUGUAGCAGGGUUAAAGAGUGGGACAUUUUCAUGAAGAAUGGGAUGAUUUCAGAUUCAACACUAGUCAGGGUAUGGAGGGAAAACAAAACGGAAUCAUAUAUUCCUCAAAAGGAUCAUAUUAUACCAUACAUGGGAAAACUUGGUAUUCUUGCCAAAAUAAAAACUCAAGAAGUUGAGGGGAAAGGUGCAGAAUUAUUUGGAAAUAGACAAGAAUCCCUGCUUUGA
This is a messenger RNA of Saccostrea cuccullata (small rock oyster), 2550 nucleotides long. RefSeq lists its product as uncharacterized. Bases 1 to 2550 code for a protein of 849 amino acids. The record is from RefSeq and is a predicted model, not a curated record. The transcript has 8 exons. Lineage: Eukaryota; Metazoa; Mollusca; Bivalvia; Ostreida; Ostreidae.